This is a messenger RNA of Amoebophrya sp. A25, 1730 nucleotides long. NCBI's taxonomy places the organism in Eukaryota, Dinophyceae, Syndiniales, Amoebophryaceae. The record is from the annotation of a GenBank genome assembly.
GAGCAGCUGUUGUAGGGUUUGAAGAUGAAAAUCACGUUGGCAGUUAUUUGGGUCCUUCGAACAAGUCGACGAAAAAAACUGCUCAAGGCUCAAAUAAACUCGAAAGUUUCGUCUUGUACGGCAGUUUGCCCAGUGAGGUACGGCGAGAACAAGCGGAAAAAUUCAAUCGCAACGUGGACGAUUCGAUUUUGAUUGCAACGGAUUGCAUCGGUCUAGGGUUGAACCUCCGGAUUCGCCGCAUCAUAUUUGCCUCAGUCCACAAAUUUGAUGGGCGAGAACGUAGAGAGUUAACCCCGUUCGAGAUCCGACAGAUCGCUGGUAGGGCUGGACGUGGGAAGUCAGUCGGUGGGACUCCACAUGGUGGUCGCGUAGGGUGCUUCGCACCACAAGAUUUGGCGAUAGUGCGGUAUGCGAUGAGCGAUGCUGCGGGUAAGGAUCUGAAUACUACUUGUAAACGCGCUGACGUGAGGAAGGCUGAGCCUGAAAAUUGCACUUCGUCGUCGGGUGGUCGUUCCUCCGAGUCGUCCGAGGACGCGACACUCACUUCGACGAAAGCGGAAGAUUGUAGCGACCUUCAGGCACGUUUAGCACCAGAUGCGGAGAUGUUACUAGCUCUGGCAUCGGAGUUGAAAAGCACACGAACACGAGGCGACGCUACUUCUGCUGCUGAAGGAGGGACUGCUCCAGAGCCACGGUCUCAUCUAGCUGAAGUCCUUAAUACUAGCCACUGUGAAAGUGGCUUCAGUGGAGGAGCAGGAGCCACCGCAACCACGCAAGACUCGGCUAAUACAAGCGCACACAAGGACCAUAAUGCGCACACGGAAGAUACUCGACUGACCACAGUAGAACGUCGAUUCGAUGAAGGACGGGAACUGCCUUUUUCCCGCCUGCUGUCCGACUUUGCUGCCUUUGCACGCACUUCACGCCGCUACAAAUUGCAAGAUGUCGAGAGGUGGAAGCGAAUCGCCAAAAUUUGUCUUGAUGAUAAGACCAAAGCAGGUUCUAUGACUGUUCAGGAGCAGUUUAUCUUCGUUUCGGCGCCCAUUGAUGAAAGCGAUCUAGAGGUUCUGGCUGCUCUGCGCGGAUUCGUUGAGGAGUACACCCAAACUGGUGCUAUAGCAUUUCCGCAAAAGUAUGACUACUCAUCGUCGGGCCUUCGGAAAGCAUCAUCGGGAGAGUCCGCGAAUGACUUUCAGGGUCUUGCCGGAGAAGACUGUACUAGCUCUACGUCGAGGAGUGUGACGGCGCACGAAGAUGCUUCGAGGACAGCUGCCACCACGAAAGGUGAUCCUACAACUAUACUUGGUCCCACUACAACACUUGAAGCCGCGGCGUUUGUACCUGAUGAAGGCGAAUUUUCAUUGGAUGAAGAACCUGCAUUGCCGUCAAUCACGACCGUACCGGAAUUGCGACACGUUGAGAGUAUCUACAAGGUGUGCGAUCUGUAUCUCUGGUUGGUCCACCAACUGCCACGAGCAAGCGAACAAGGAGAGCGCAGCAGUACUUCUGCGAUGAACGGGGCGAGUACUUCUUCUUCUUCUUCUUCUACUUCUAGUACAAACACAGGCACACGCACAGGUGGAAUCAAAAUCAAAUCUGUGCGGCGCACGAUGCAACGGACUGCAGCUGCUAUCAGCACUGCGCUAACUACGCGUCUUUCGCUUGCUGAGGCUACGCCUGACCACAGUGCUGAGGGGGAGGAUAAGAUUAGCGAUGAGAAGGAGACAUAA